AUGUCUGCGCCUGAACCGCUACGUGAAGUAGUGGUGGCGGAUGACAAGCUCCGGGCCAAUACCUCGAGAUCGGCAUCUGAGGAAGCCAAGGCCUCCGAUCUGGAUGUGCAGCCUGCACAAAAGAAAAAUUGGUAUCGCAGACUGAAUCCGCUGCGAAUGCAAAAGAUCCCCUCCGUCCCAACGGAGCGAUCUGUAUCGCAUGAACAUGGCGCUUCUUUUUUUAGUGUUCUUUCCUUUCAAUGGAUGUCCCCGUUGAUGAAAGUGGGUUAUCUACGUCCACUCGAAUUGCAGGAUAUCUGGACUGUCAAUCCCGAUCGGGCCGUUGAUGUAUUGUCCGGCCGAUUAGACGCUGCAUUGGAAAAGCGCAUGGAGAGUGGUAUUAACCGCCCGCUUCUCUGGGCGUUGUAUGACACGUUCAGGUUUGAAUUUCUGCUCGGCGGUAUCUGUCAGUUUUUCAGUUCGCUGUUGCUGGUCUUUGCGCCAUAUUUGACGCGGUACCUGAUUGCUUUUGCGACGGAGGCUUAUGUCGCAGAAAAGACCGGUCAGCCGGCGCCUCACAUUGGCAAGGGUAUGGGGUUCGUCGUUGGUAUCACCUGUAUGCAGGCACUGCAGAGCUUAUGCACAAAUCAGUUCCUGUAUCGGGGUCAAGUCGUUGGUGGGCAGAUUCGCGCGGUGCUUAUUUCUCACAUCUUCAACAAGGCUAUGAAAUUAUCUGGUCGGGCCAAGGCAGGAGGACAAGCUACCCCAGAAGAAGUCAAAGCCUUGGAGACAACCAAGGAUGCUCUCUUAAAGCCCGAAGAAAAAGGGAAGAAACAGAAGCCUGAUAUUGCACUGCCUGCACCCGGUGGCGUUGCAGGUGAUGGCCGCGGAUGGAACAAUGGUCGUAUCACGGCUCUCAUGAGUAUUGAUGUGGACCGAAUUAACCUGGCUUGUGGCAUGUUCCAUAUGAUCUGGACAGCACCCAUCUCCAUUAUAGUGACACUCGUUCUUCUAUUGGUCAACAUUGGCUACAGUUGUUUGUCCGGGUACGCACUGCUCAUAAUCGGAAUGCCAUUUUUGACUUUCGCUGUGCGAUCUUUGAUCACUCGACGACGGAGUAUCAACAAGAUUACAGACCAACGUGUGUCUCUCACGCAGGAAAUCCUACAAGCUGUGCGCUUCGUGAAAUACUUCGGUUGGGAAAGCAGUUUCCUCGGCCGUCUGAAAGAGAUCCGUGGACGAGAAAUCCGAUCCAUCCAGACACUGCUUGCAAUCCGAAAUGCCAUUCUUUGUGUGGCGAUGUCUAUUCCUGUUUUCGCCUCGAUGUUGGCUUUCGUUACCUAUGCGCUUUCAAAUCAUGACUUGGACCCUGCACCGAUUUUCUCUUCGUUGGCGCUAUUCAAUUCACUGCGGAUGCCGUUGAACAUGCUGCCAAUGGUUAUCGGUCAGGUGACCGAUGCUUCGACUGCUUUUAAUAGAAUCCAGGAGUUCUUGCUUGCCGAAGAACAAACAGAAGAUAUCGAGCGGGAUCAGAACAUGGAGAAUGCAAUCGAGAUGGAACAUGCUUCAUUUACCUGGGAGCGCCUUCCGACAGAUGAAAAGGAUGCAGACAAAGCCGAGAAGAAGGCAGCUGCACCCCCGAACGAACAGAAAAGGCAACACAAAAACAGGAUAACGCGGAUGAAACCCCUAUAG
Molecule: messenger RNA, 1674 nt
Organism: Penicillium verrucosum
Lineage: Eukaryota; Fungi; Ascomycota; Eurotiomycetes; Eurotiales; Aspergillaceae
Exons: 1
Coding region: 1-1674 (557 amino acids)
Biological process (GO): transmembrane transport
Cellular component (GO): membrane
Molecular function (GO): ATP binding; ABC-type transporter activity
Source: RefSeq, a predicted model, not a curated record